CUUCUCCACUCCACGCACACAGAGACACAGAGAAAAGGGGAAGAAAAAAAUAAAAGCAAAGGAGAGAUGGACACCUGGUUCAUCAUCGUAACUACCCUAUGCAUCUCUGCUCUCAUAAAAUCUCUCUUCAAUCUAAUCCUCUCCCCAUCUUCUUCCUCAUCCAACAAGAACCUCCCUCCGGGCCCAGCCACUGUACCAGUGAUUGGAAACUUCCUAUGGCUUCGCAAAUCAUUUUCGGAGAUUGAACAAGGUCUCCGAGACCUCCGGGGCAAGUACGGCCCCAUCAUCACCCUCCGGAUAGGGCAUCGUCCCGCCAUCUUCGUCAGCAGCCACUCCAUCGCCCACCAUGCCCUUAUUCAAAACGGUGCCCACUUCUCAGAUCGCCCCAAGGCCCUCGCCACCGUCAAGAUUUUCAGCAGCAACCAACACACUAUCAGCUCCGCCGCCUACGGCCCCACCUGGCGCCUCCUCCGCCGCAACCUCACCUCCGAGAUCCUCCACCCCUCCCGCGUCAAAUCUUAUACCCACGCCCGGCAAUGGGUCCUUGGAAUUCUGAUCCACCAUCUUCUCGAUUCCACCAAGGACUCUUCGGCGGAAGCCGUGAAGGUGGUGCAUCAUUUCCAAUACGCUAUGUUUUGCUUGUUAGUACUCAUGUGUUUUGGUGAUAGGCUUGAUGAGAAGCAAAUUACACAAAUCGAGACGGUGCAGCGCGCGAUGCUAUUGAGUUCUAGUCGCUUCAAUAUGCUCAACUAUUGGCCCAAAUUAGGGAAGAUUGUGUUUCACAACAGCUGGAAUGAGCUCCUGCGGAUGCGCCAGGAUCAAGAGGAAGUGUUGAUUCCUCUUAUAGAAGCCCGAGUCGACGUUGUGAAACAACGACGACAAGGGAACCAAGAAGAAGAAGUGGGCGUGGUGGCAUAUGUGGAUACGUUGGUGGAUCUUGAACUGCCCGACGAGAAGAGAAAGCUCAACAACGAUGAGAUGGUGAGCCUAUGCAGUGAGUUUCUCAACGAGGGCACUAAUACUACAUCGACUGCUUUGCAGUGGAUCAUGGCUAACCUGGUGAAGUACCCUCGGGUUCAGUCCAAGUUGUACGAAGAGAUUAUUGGGGUAGUGGGCCCACCACCGCCCCUGUCCCGAGGAGGAGAGAAAAAAGAAAAGGAAAUCCUUCUCGUAAUAAAUGAGAAGGAUUUACAUGAGAUGUCGUACUUAAAAGCUGUAGUAUUGGAAGGAUUGAGGCGUCAUCCACCGGGACACUUCGCACUGCCCCACACGGUGACUAAAGAUGUGGAGUUGGAAGGCUAUGAGGUGCCCAAGGGUACAAUGAUAAAUUUCAUGUUGGCGGAGAUGGGGUGGGACCCGAAGGUAUGGGAUGAGCCCAUGGAGUUCAAGCCCGAGAGGUUCUUGAUAAAUAGCGGUGGCAAUGGAGGAGAAGGGGAAGGGGAAGGGGAAGGGAAAGGGGAAGCGACGGUGGUGUUCGAUAUAACAGGGAACAAGGAGAUCAAGAUGGUGCCAUUUGGGGCCGGGAGGAGGAUUUGUCCGGUAAGUGGUUUGGCUCUGCUUCACUUGGAAUAUUUUGUCGCCAAUUUGGUUUGGUAUUUUGAAUGGACGGCUGCGGAUGGAAAUGUUGGGGAUGUUGAUUUAUCAGAGGAACACGAAUUCACUAUUGUGAUGAAGAAUCCACUACGGGCCCACAUCUCUCCUAGAGGAUAAGGGAUAAACAAAGAAAAAUGCUAUGCACCCCAAACAAAUUAUUAAAUUUUUUACCAAACCUUUCACGUGGGGGUGUGGGAUUCACACAAAUCAAAUGUGUGUGGAUCCCACACCCAUGUGAGAGAUUUGGUAGAAAAUUUAAUAAUUUGUUUGGGUCCCUAGCAUAACUCAUAAACAAAUAAGAGAAAAGCUAAGAAUCAUUAAAAAAACUUUUAUGAAAAUGAUCAUGAAAGAAUUAUGACCCUUGAAUUAUCUUGAUUAGUGUGUUGUGUUUUAUUUUAAGUGUAAUCCAAGAGUCAUAAAUCUUUCAUCCUCAUUUUCAUAAAAAAAAUUUCAUGAUACUUAGUAUUGCCCAACAAAUAAAUACACACUAGUAAUAUUAUAUAUGCAAGACCAAGGAUUUGUGGGUUGUCCACUGUCCAGUUGUCCUACUUUAAAUUCACAAUGUAAUACAUAUAUAUGUAUUUUUGUAACGUACACACCCACCUAUACCUUGACCCACUUUUAGAGUAAGAUAGAAGAUAAUACGUAACUUCUUUUUUUUUCUUCUAGUUUUUACUUUGAUCUUUUCCAUGAUUUUGUUGUAUAUAAUUGUCGAAGAAGGGCAAUCUUGGCUAACCCUGACAGGUAGCUUAGUUGUUCAUUGGGUUUGUUGUCGAAGAAGGGCAAUCGUGGCUAACCUUGACAGGUAGCCUAGUUGUUCAUUGGGUUUGUUUCUUACAUGAUCGAUUCAGUUUCACCUUUUAUUGGUUCAUUCGGUUUACUAGAAUUAUGUAAUUAGGGUUGUCACUUGAUUUUCAGAUUUAUGUUCCUAGAAUGGGGUCAAAAAUCCUUGCAUUGGACAUAAUUGUGGUUACACAAAAACAUAAAUAAAAAUCAAGUACAUAAAUUUCAUUCCA
Messenger RNA from Camellia sinensis, 2609 nucleotides. Its product is annotated as cytochrome P450 89A2. The record is from RefSeq and is a predicted model, not a curated record. Gene Ontology annotation, molecular function: oxidoreductase activity, acting on paired donors, with incorporation or reduction of molecular oxygen, NAD(P)H as one donor, and incorporation of one atom of oxygen; iron ion binding; heme binding. Lineage: Eukaryota; Viridiplantae; Streptophyta; Magnoliopsida; Ericales; Theaceae. Gene Ontology annotation, cellular component: membrane.